AAGAAAGACACUAAGAGGAUCAGUUUAGGCACGACAGGACAGACAAAGACAUGGACGGGAUUCAUCCACUCCUCACUGUGAGCAAAACCUUCAGUUUGCUUCUUCUGAUUCUGCUUCAGACAUCCACUGAGGCUCAGAUGUGUUCUGCAAAUGCACUUGUGAACUUCCCAGAAAACAACGCUGUGAAUGCUGUCGUGGAGACAAUCAUUACCCAGCCCGGGGUAACUCUAGAGUUUAGUCCUCCUCCUGCAAACCCAGACAAUCCAUUCAUUCUCGACGGAAACAACCUGGUAGCUGCAACGGCGUUGGACUUUGAGAGUGCAAAUUUUUAUGAGGUCGAAAUCACGUGCACUGAAACAGCAACAGCAUCUAAGCUGCCCCUCAUCAUUAUUGUGCUUGUGACCAAUAAGAAUGACAACCCUCCAACCUUUGAUCCGACUUCCUACCAAGUCAAUCUCAAUGAGAUGGAUCCUGUGGGCACAAGUGUGGGCAGCUACCCUGCCAAAGACUUAGACCAACAUCCUCAACUGUUCUAUACCCUAACAUCUCCAUCUAACGAAUUUACACUAAGGUCACCUACUGUUCCAGACAUCCUUGUUAAUACACGACUUGACUAUGACAAAGUCAAAAAUGUGGAGCUGAUUUUGACUGCUAGCGAUGCAAAAUUAACACCAGAGGAUGAAUUGUUCACCGCAACAGCGACUAUCAUGGUCACCAUCUUAGAUGGGGACAACAGACCGCCGUGGUUUCAGCCUUGCACCCCGCUUGAAAUCGGUGGCAACGUGAUCUGCCAGAGUCCUGGAUACACCGGCAGGGUUGUCUUAAAUGAACAAGAGACUGGAGUGUUGCCGUUGGAACCAGGACCUCUAUAUGCCAUUGAUGGAGACUCUGGAAUAAAGGAGGCGAUAACAUAUUCAUUCCUAAGUGGAAAUGAAGAUGGUCUGUUUGAGAUCAACCCGAACACGGGGAACAUCACCAUGCUGAGGGCGACUGACGUGUUGGGGACAAUCAGUCUGUCAGUGCUGGCUGCUCAGGCAAUUAACAGUUAUCAGUUUGCCACCACCACCGUCACAAUCAGUGUCCAGGUGAAGAGCCUCCAUCCCCCAGUGUUUCAGGAGCCUCUGUACGAAGGCCUCGCCACUUCUACUGGCACCAUGGUGAUGGACCUGAUGAACAAAGACCAGCCGCUGCGGAUCCUCGCCACAGAUGAGGACUACGCUGCCACUGGGGGUCUAAAUCCUUACAUCACUUACUCCAUCAGCGGCAGCAGUGAUUUCUUACUUAUUAAUGGCUACUUAUUCAUGACCAAGGACCUUCCAGAGGACACAUUAACCUUGCAGGUGGUGGCAACAGACACAACUAAUGAUGAAUCAGCCACAAGUCAGCUUUCAGUGGAGGUGAAACCAGGUCUCACCACCACCAAAUUGCCUCUGAGCACAACAAACUUUAUGACCACAACACCCAAUGGAGAAUCCACCACUGACAGCAGGACCACCAAUACUGUAUCCACCACCGACCCAAGUAUGUCAACUGACAGCAGUAUCUCCACCACCAAAGCCAGCACAACCGGUGAGGGCAGCAUCUCCACCAUGGUGCCCACUGUGCCAACUGGAGGCAGUUCUUCAACCACUGAUCCCAAUGGAGAAAGGUCCACUACCAGCAGCCAACCAGUGACUAACCCAUCUAGUGGAAGUGAUGUAGUGGGCAUGGCAGUGCUCGGUGCGGUCUUGAGUGCACUGCUGCUUAUUUGCCUGGUGAUCAUUGGGGUGCUCGUCUGUCGCUUGCGGAAGGGCAAAGCAGACUGGAGGAAGAUCUACGAGGCCAGCAUGUUUAGAAGCUCUCUGGGUCAAGGCUCAGGUGGUCAUAAGGAGGGCAUCCAGUACACCAAUGAGGCCUUCCAGAAAGACGAGGAUGGCAGCAGCCUGGGCUCAGGUGGUCCUGAGAGGGAAAGUGUAAUAGCUAGUAAAGAGUCACCACAAACAUCAUGGAGCAUUCAACGCGAAGAGGCCAUCAUCAGGUCUUCUGCACCACUACAUGACCUGCUGCCUGAUAACUCCAGCGACACGUCAUCAGAGAAGUCCGAUACAGAGAAGGAUGUGAAACCCAUCCUGACCAAGGAGAGGCGUGUGGAGGAGGGAUACAAAUCGGUCUGGUUUAAAGAGGAUAUUGACCCAGCUGCCAAAGAGGAGGUGGUCAUCAUCCCAGACAGCAGAGAGGACGACAGCGAGGAAGAAGAUGAGGAACCAUCGCGCAGCAGCAGAGAAGACGAUGAAGACCACAACCCACCAACAAAAAAGAUCUUCUUCGCUGAUUCAGAUCUGGACAGUGGAAUCGGGGUUAAGACUGAAGAUCCACCAGAGGACUCAGACAGUGACGAAUCAAUGGAUAAUGCUCUGUGAGAGGACUCAAUGGAACCACCCAGAAUAAAAUUAAAUGAAGAUAAAUCUGCAGUCAGGCCUGAAACACUCAGCAUGUUAUCUUAUCAUUCUAUUACAGAGGAUCAGUCACACAGAACCAGGGCUGUACAGUCAUUUCUGAGCAUUCAUUAUUUAUCUUAGAAGCAUUAACUACAAGUGUGUAAGUAAAAGAUUAAUUUACUUAGAUUUUAGGUAAAUCAAACCUUUUGCAAGCUGUACCCUUCAUCUAAGUAUGUUGUGACUCAAAAUAUAGCAUAGACUGAUUACAGAGAUGAUAUUGUUUGUGUGUGAGGCAGUUGAAAUUUGCUGAAAUCAGUCUAGCAGAAAUUAAGCAAUAGGAAUUACUGUUGUCCGAGAGUUUUGAAAAACAGGCUAGAAAGAAAAUCAGCUCUCACAGUAUGUUUAACUUGCUCGACUGUCCCUGUUGUAGACCUUAUUAGACCUUGAAGUAGAGCUUGUAGUACAGCUGCCAGUAAACACAACUUGAGACUGAGAAGAAGAAGUCUGGGAAGGAAAAAUCCAAUUUAUUGGAGUUACUGGAAUAUUGGUUAAUUAUUAACUGUUUGUGCUGGUUUCUCAGCAUGAGUCAAUGACGCUGAAUAAAGCUAGAAAUAUACUGGUAUGUAAUGAAAGCCUCCCUGCUGAUAGUGAAGACUGUAAAACAUUAUGACAUACUGACAGGACGCUGAGCUUCCAUUAAGCAAAUCAAUGCUGUUGUCACAAAUGUUUAUCAGCAGUUGCAGAGAAGAAAUAACUGUAUAUAUGUACUGUAUGAUAAUAAAUCCUUAAACUGAGGAAUAA
This is a messenger RNA of Amphiprion ocellaris (clown anemonefish), 3218 nucleotides long. It is a transcript of the gene cdhr5b, whose product is annotated as cadherin-related family member 5b. The transcript has 16 exons. Gene Ontology annotation, molecular function: calcium ion binding; cadherin binding. The record is from RefSeq and is a predicted model, not a curated record. Lineage: Eukaryota; Metazoa; Chordata; Actinopteri; Pomacentridae. Gene Ontology annotation, cellular component: adherens junction; membrane; catenin complex. Gene Ontology annotation, biological process: cell-cell junction assembly; adherens junction organization; cell morphogenesis. Bases 51 to 2399 code for a protein of 782 amino acids.